Molecule: messenger RNA, 2323 nt
Organism: Manis pentadactyla (Chinese pangolin)
Lineage: Eukaryota; Metazoa; Chordata; Mammalia; Pholidota; Manidae
Gene: SLC25A29
Product: solute carrier family 25 member 29
Exons: 4
Coding region: 252-1142 (296 amino acids)
Biological process (GO): mitochondrial L-ornithine transmembrane transport
Cellular component (GO): mitochondrion
Molecular function (GO): high-affinity L-arginine transmembrane transporter activity
Source: RefSeq, a predicted model, not a curated record
UGAGGGACCACGGCGGCAGGCUGACCGACGGCUGCAAGGGCUAGCCAGCCGGCCAGCGAGGGCCGAGGAGCCGCGUGCUGAGCCGCCGCCGCCGCCGUCCCCCGAUCCCGGCCUGACCCGGGCUCCGCGCCAGGAGACGACGGUCAGGAGGAGUCCAAGUCCAGCGAGCCGGGGGACCCCGACGGCGACUAGCCGGCAACGGCUGGAGAGAGGGGACGAGGAGGAUAGGCGGUCUCGCCGGGUACCCGGCAAUGGCGCUCGACUUCCUGGCUGGAUGUGCUGGGGGUGUCGCAGGUGUGCUUGUGGGACACCCGUUUGACACGGUCAAGGUGCGGCUGCAGGUCCAGAGCCUGGAGAAGCCCCAGUACCGAGGGACCUUGCACUGCUUCCAGUCCAUCGUCAAGCAGGAGAGCGUGUUGGGCCUGUACAAGGGCCUGGGUUCACCCCUCAUGGGGCUCACCUUCAUCAACGCGCUGGUGUUCGGCGUGCAGGGCAACACCCUCCGGGCCCUGGGCCGUGACUCGCCGCUGAACCAGUUCCUGGCGGGCGCAGCGGCAGGCGCCAUCCAGUGCGUCAUCUGCUGCCCUAUGGAGCUGGCCAAGACGCGGCUGCAGCUGCAGGAUGCGGGCCCGGCCCGCACCUACCGGGGCUCCCUGGACUGCCUGGCGCAGAUCUACCGGAGGGAGGGGCUGCGCGGCGUUAACCGCGGCAUGGCGUCCACCCUGCUGCGUGAGACACCCAGCUUCGGUGUCUACUUCCUCUCCUACGACGCGCUAACGCGCGCGCUGGGCUGUGAGCCAGGAGACCGCCUGCUGGUGCCCAAGCUGCUGCUGGCGGGCGGCACGUCGGGCAUUUUGUCCUGGCUCUCCACCUACCCUGUGGACGUGGUCAAGUCGCGGCUGCAGGCCGAUGGGCUGCGGGGCGCCCCGCGCUACCAGGGCAUCCUCGACUGCGUGAGUCAGAGCUACCGGGCCGAGGGCUGGCGCGUCUUCACCCGCGGCCUGGCUUCCACGCUGCUGCGCGCCUUCCCGGUCAACGCCGCCACCUUCGCCACUGUCACCGUGGUGCUCACCUACGCGCGCGGCGAGGAGGCACGGCCGGAGGGCGAGGCCGUGGCCCUGGCCCAGCCGUCCAGCCUGUGAAGCCCCGCACCCAGCUGGGCAGGGCCCGGCCUCCCCGGGGCCUCUUCUCAGCGACCUGACGCAGAGGUGAACUGGCACCGCAGCUGACCGCCCUGUUCAGCCGCCAUGGGCUGUGGACUCCCACGGGCCUGGGUUGAAUGCCACUCAUUAGAUGGGUUGCCUUGGCCACACACUUGACGUCCUCGGAUUUCUCAGCUGUGGAACGGGCCUCCUCACACCCAUCUUGUGCCAUCAGGAAGCUUGGUGAGGCCCGUGCAGCGUGCAGCACUGAGCCUGGACGUGUAGCCAAAACGCCAGCCCUUCUCUGAGACCCUGGCCACCACCCGCCCACGUGCUGAUCAGUGAUUCGCUAACCGUGGAUCCUCCACCUGGCAGGGCUCCAGGGUCGUUCCUUGGCCACCUGUGCAGCUCUGUCGUUAGGGACAGAGCAGCAGCCGGAGUGCUUCCUGGAGGUAUUGAGCUACACCUCAGCUUCUCUGUGUGGCACCGCUCGGAAUACUACCACUGGAGGCUGACCUGGGCAACCAGCUAAGAAGCCAUGGGCCUCCGGGAGGCUCCGUUAGCCUAAGGAUGGGAGUGAGGACUAGGCACAGGCUAGUGGGGCAGCUGUCACCAUUCCGUACAGCUGUGGCAGAGGGAAGGCUUUUCACCCUCUGGACCUCAGGCUACCAGUCUAGAAUGGGGACAUAGGUCAGCUGCUAUCUGGUGCUCUGGCCCACUACAUUCCCCAAAGUGUGCAGAGGGUCAGCAGUCAGCAAGGAGAUCAGUAUAGGAUCCCCACUCCCCAGCAAAUGGUGUCUUUCCGGGGCAAUCUCACGGUCCUGGUAUUCCUAUGAGGCCACAAAGGAACUGUUAGUGGCUCAGGUGUGAACUCUCCAGGCUGAGGGGGACCGGAGUUCACACUCUAGGGACUGUCUCCACAAGCCAGGGUGUGGUGUAAGCUUGGGGCAGCCCCAGCACAGGGAGUACCGUGUGGCCGACUGAUUGGACAGGGAAGCAGAUCGCUUUGCACAGGUUGGAGGUGACAGGCAUCCUUUGCCCUGAAUGGGGCUUGGCCUCCUGGGCAGUGUGACAAGCUGUCCCCAGAGGCGGGCUGUGCUCAAGAGGAAGACAAGACUCCAUCCUGUAUGCAUAUGGCAUCAUUGUACAGAAACCUCCCAGGGAAUAAAGUAUUAUUUUUU